CGCGCGGCGGGGCGGGCCGUGCGUUUGGCUGAUCGGGUGCCGGAGCGGACGGCGGGAGCGGCGCGGUCGUCGGAGCAGAAAACACCUGCAAAAAUGUCUCUUUAUCCAUCUCUUGAAGACUUGAAGGUAGACAAAGUAAUUCAGGCUCAAAAUGCCUUUUCUGCCAACCCUGCCAACCAAGCGCUUUUGAUGGAUGUUUCUGCUGCUCCCCCUCCAGAUGGAAAUCUCUACCCUAAACUGUAUCCAGAGCUCUCUCAAUACAUGGGACUGACGUUAAAUGAAGAAGAAAUAUGUGCAAAUAUGCCCAUAGUCUCUGGAGCACCAACCCAAGGGCAGUUGGUAGCAAGACCAUCCAGUGUGAACUAUAUGGUAGCACCUGUGACAGGUAAUGAUGCUGGAAUCCGGAGAGCAGAAAUUAAGCAAGGGAUUCGUGAAGUCAUUUUGUGUAAGGAUCAAGAUGGAAAAAUUGGGCUCAGACUUAAGUCAAUAGAUAAUGGUAUAUUUGUUCAGCUAGUCCAGGCUAAUUCCCCAGCCUCCUUGGUUGGUCUGAGAUUUGGGGACCAGGUACUCCAGAUCAAUGGUGAAAACUGUGCAGGCUGGAGCUCUGAUAAAGCUCACAAAGUGCUCAAGCAGGCCUUUGGAGAGAAGAUUACCAUGACCAUUCGUGACAGGCCCUUUGAACGGACAGUUACUAUGCAUAAGGACAGCAGUGGGCAUGUUGGUUUUAUCUUUAAAAGUGGAAAAAUCACAUCCAUAGUGAAAGAUAGUUCUGCUGCCAGAAACGGCCUUCUCACUGAUCAUCACAUCUGUGAGAUCAAUGGACAGAAUGUCAUUGGCUUGAAGGACGCUCAGAUUGCAGAUAUACUGUCAACAGCUGGGACUAUAGUUACCAUCACAAUCAUGCCCGCUUUCAUCUUUGAACACAUUAUUAAACGGAUGGCACCAAGCAUUAUGAAAAGCCUGAUGGAUCACACCAUUCCUGAGGUUUAACAACCUUGUACAAUGCAUCACAGCUGAAUGUUUCGAGUUUUCUUCUUCGGCAACUUCUCUAUUUCGCACAUGAAGCUUUCCUGGAGCCAGGGAGAAUAUGCUGCAUGGAGACCUUUCUAUCUUCCACCAUGGCUGGGAACCUCACUCUUAUGUGAUGUCUUCUUCAGAUUUUAAGAUUGGUAUAGCCUUAUCCUGGUUUACAGAUGUGAAAACUUUCAGAAGACUUACCGACUUUCCUAGACUCAGUUCUUCACUGGGGACCUAAUGAUUUUAUAAGCCAUUGUGAUUAGGAUGUCGAUGUAGGCUUAGCUGUGACUGAGAACUGGUUGCUUUCUCCUAGACAAAGCACAGCGCAGGUCAUGUGCUUCAGCUCUGUGGCAUAGCUGGACUUCAGUACAUCAGCAUAGUUCCUUUAGGAUGAUUGCCUUUGAUGGUCAUUUUUUUUAAAGUUUUCUCUGUGUGAGUGUGUAAAAUUCAGUUAAUCAACACUGGUUUCAUUCCACAAAGCAUUAUAGAGUGUGUUAGGUUGCAAGAGACUCAUGAUUGUCACUACUAAAUUUUAACUACCUUCACUUAAUAUGCUUCAACUGUCGCCUUAACUGCAGUAAGCAUUUAGAUAGAAUACAAGCCAAAAUAGAAUUAUUGCUGCCUUCUGAAACCUGAGAUGUUAGCUCUCUAUUAAGCCAGACUGUGCUAGCCCUGAGCAGCUUACUGGUAAAGCAGAGCUGCCUAGUUGUAUCAAGAUUUUCUAGUCACUGCAUAAAGGAAAUGCCUAAAAGUUGCCGUAUCGCUUUCUGAAAACAAAUUGCUAUAUAUUUCAUGUAAAAGUUGUUAUACUCAAUAGAACAAACUUUGGAACCUCCUUUUCACUUGUAGAUUAAGUGGUGAAUAGUUAAUUUGUCAUUUGAAUCCUAACAUUAUGUAACUUAACUAUGUUGGGGUGAUUUUGGAAUGUUUCCCUAAUGUCAUUUUAGUUCCAUUUCCUGACUCCGUCCUGUAAACAACAACAACAACAACAAAUGGCAAUGACACUUUAAUCAGAUUUUUUUUUCUCUUUGGUUUAUGCCUAUCCUGUUCUUUUUUCUGAUAUCCUAUUAAAUGUAUAAAAAUGUUAA
Meriones unguiculatus (Mongolian gerbil) is the source of this 2105-nucleotide messenger RNA. RefSeq names its product syndecan binding protein (gene Sdcbp). The record is from RefSeq and is a predicted model, not a curated record. The transcript is spliced from 9 exons. Lineage: Eukaryota; Metazoa; Chordata; Mammalia; Rodentia; Muridae. The coding region runs from base 94 to 990 and encodes 298 amino acids. Gene Ontology annotation, biological process: positive regulation of transforming growth factor beta receptor signaling pathway. Gene Ontology annotation, molecular function: syndecan binding. Gene Ontology annotation, cellular component: cytoplasm; plasma membrane.